UUAAGCUAAUGCUUCACAUAGAUUCCAUCUUCAGUGCGAAAAAUGAAUCACACAGAGACGAGACUCUGAAUUUACUGUUGAAUGAACGAAUCUCUAAAACAGGAAAAAGGGAGGUGGACAGGUGGAAAAGUGGAACGGGUACGGCAGAUGAUGUAAACAUUGGCGUACAGUCUGUAUUAAAAGAAACACGACAACGUGACAAAGGUAAAUACGCAAAACACAAUACAAUGUGUCUCCGUAGCAGGCCAUUGGAACAGAUACGACAAAACAUGACAGUGAAGGGUAUCCGGUUUUCUCGGGAUCACUUUGAAACUAUGACCGAAAGCAUAACUCUAUCUGGAAAACCAUGUGGGACUGGCUAAAAUAGAAUGUCAUGACGUCAUUGUGACUGUUCCGCACAAG
Haliotis rubra (blacklip abalone) is the source of this 402-nucleotide messenger RNA. RefSeq lists its product as uncharacterized. Lineage: Eukaryota; Metazoa; Mollusca; Gastropoda; Lepetellida; Haliotidae. The transcript is spliced from 3 exons. Bases 9 to 362 code for a protein of 117 amino acids. The record is from RefSeq and is a predicted model, not a curated record.